This is a messenger RNA of Haliaeetus leucocephalus (bald eagle), 529 nucleotides long. RefSeq names its product NADH dehydrogenase (ubiquinone) 1 alpha subcomplex, 6, 14kDa (gene NDUFA6). Bases 1 to 468 code for a protein of 155 amino acids. The record is from RefSeq and is a predicted model, not a curated record. Gene Ontology annotation, biological process: response to oxidative stress. NCBI's taxonomy places the organism in Eukaryota, Metazoa, Chordata, Aves, Accipitriformes, Accipitridae. The transcript is spliced from 4 exons.
AUGGCCGCCAAGGCCAACCGGCCCGUGUCGGGCUGGGGGCAGGCGCUGCCGCAGCACGGGCAGGAGCGGGGGGCUGCCGUUGGCGGCCCCAAGAGGGCGGUAGCGGGCAAAGGAGCGGUGUCUGCCGCGGUGAAGCCGAUCUUCAGCCGGGACCUGGGCGAGGCGAAGCGGCGCGUGAGGGAGCUGUACCGGGCCUGGUACCGGGAGGUGCCCAACGCGGUACACCUAUACCAGCUGGACAUCACAGUGAAACAGGGGCGCAACAAGGUGCGGGAGAUGUUCAUGAAGAACGCCCACGUUACAGAUCCACGGGUGAUAGACAUGCUGGUUAUUAAGGGAAAAAUGGAUCUUCAAGAAACCAUUCAGGUAUGGAAGCAGAGGACACACAUCAUGAGGUAUUUCCAUGAGACGGAGACCCCACGACCUAAAGACUUUCUGUCCAAAUUCUAUGCGGGCCACGAUCCCUGAGAGAUUGACUCUGUGUCUUUCUGCCUUAUAUUACAAAUAAAGUUCUAUAUAGUAGAAAAAA